This is a messenger RNA of Cyclopterus lumpus (lumpfish), 3654 nucleotides long. RefSeq names its product cingulin-like protein 1. Gene Ontology annotation, cellular component: myosin complex. The coding region runs from base 143 to 3307 and encodes 1054 amino acids. The transcript is spliced from 19 exons. The record is from RefSeq and is a predicted model, not a curated record. Lineage: Eukaryota; Metazoa; Chordata; Actinopteri; Perciformes; Cyclopteridae.
UCUCAGAGCGGGACACGGGCGGAGGCAGGACAGUGUGAGCGGACAGGGGAGGGGAGGAGGACGAGGAGGGGAAGGAGGAGGAGGAGGUCUCUGUCCAACACUCAAGACUCAGCGGUUCAUCUGUUAAACCAGCAGAGUCACGAUGGAGUCUCAUAGGCUGAGCGUCUCUCCGGAUGUCAGGAUGCAGAGGAGCUACAUGCAGCAACACAGCCCCAGAGGCAGCCAGGACAACAUGUUUGGUGUCAGGGUGCAGAUCCAAGGGAUUAAAGGUCAACCCUACGUGGUUCUGAACAGUUCUGGCCAGGAGAUCCACCGCGACGUCUCAGUUAUCACUCACCAAGUGGGGUACAAUUCUGGCAUGGUGAGGAGGUCUGUGGAUGAAAGACACUCUCCCUCUGAGUCACAGAGGACUGCAGCCUCCUCCACAUUUCAUUAUCAGAACCACCCAGAGAUUCUGAGACCUUAUGACCCUGAAAGUAAUAACAUGAAUGUAGUCCUUCCUUCAACAGCUUCAGUCGCUCAACCUGGACCGCUAAACGCCGGCGGUCAUCCUGAGAUUGCUAAUGUGAACAAACCCAAGAUCCCUCUGCCUGCCGAGGGCCCAGUGGAAGACCAGAGUGAGGUGGCCCUGAACAAGACACCUCUUUCAGGUAGACAAGUCCCUGCAAGGCCCCCAAUCUCAGUGGACACAGACUCCUUCAUAUCUGUUGGGAAGCUAAUAAGCCGGUUCAACAGCAGCCAGAGGAGGGGAAGGGGAGGCCCAAGGAACAGGUUGGAACCAGAGCAGUGUCGAAGGUCACGCAGCGUGGACAGCAGUCGAAACUGUGACUCCUCGUCCUCGUCCUCUUCCUCCAGCAGAGCCUCGUCUCUGAAGGGCGUCAGGGGCGAGACCCCAGGUGGGAUGUAUCCUGCGGGGUCAGCCAGGGCUCGACUCCUUGGCGGAGAAGCCCCUGUGCAAAGGGAGGAGAACCAGUCCAGCACACUGCUUAAAGGACAUCAUGGAAACGAGGCCAUGACUCCACAUGCUGCUAAUAUACUUCACAGAGCAGAGAAACCCUCCAUCUCCAGGUCAUUCAGUGACCAGACGGAUGAAAGAGAUGAAAGAGAUGCACAGGUGACUCCUGAUCUUCUGAAAGGGCAGCAAGAACUCUCAGUCGAUCCACCUGAAGACGCAGCAAAACACCUGCUGUUCACUUACCUCAAGGAUGGGACAGUUGACGAUGACGCCACAACUCAGAAGAACGUCACCGUGCUUCUUGAAAAGGUCAAAAAGGAUUAUGCAGCCGAGGUGAAGCUUUUGCAGCAGAAACAGGCAGCGCUGGAGAAAGAAGUGUCUGAAUUAAAGCAACAACUGGAAACAGAGAUUAAGAAUGAAAAGACUCUCGCUAAGGCUUGUGAAAAGGCCAGGACAGAGAAGAAGAAACUUCAGGAAGAGUUGGCCAAGAGUCAAGAUGAGCUUUACAAACUCAGCGACAGACUGGCUGAGAUCGAGGCCGCUCUUCAGUCCACCAAACAGGAGCUGACACAGAUGAAGGCAGAGAGAGAGAGAUCUAAGACGGAGAUGAAAGACCUCCAGCAGCAGCUGUCUGAGAUGCACGAUGAGCUGGACCAAGCCAAGAGGGUCGAGGUGAUUAAUUCAGAAAAAGAAGUCCUUCUGGAGGAUAUGGCGCAGCUGCGUGUGGACUUUCAGGAGAUGCUGCAGGUGAAGGAAGAGCAGGAGGAGGCGCUAUACCGCAGGGAGAGGGAGCUCGGCGCCCUGAAGGGGGCGCUCAAAGAGGAGGUGGAGACUCAUGACGCGUACAUCGGCGCUCUGAAGGAGGAAUAUCAAAUUGAGCUUGAGAAGCUGUUCAGGGAUUUAGACAUGGCUAAAGAGAACAGUGCCCUGCUGGGUCAAGAGAAGGUCGAAGCAGAGGAGGAGAGAGGCGCAGCUAAGGUGCAGCUGAAGGAAUUGAGCCAGGACAGAGAUCAGCUGAGAGGAAAGGUGCAGGAGCUGAACAACAAUGUGGAUCAGCUGAGUCGGACAAUGCAGGAGUCCAAAGCCACAGAGAGACUGUUGGAGCAGAGAGCAAAGCAGCUGGAGAGGGAAAAGCAGCAGGUUGAGGAAGCGCUGACGAAUGUGAGGAGGAAUGAGGAGGAGAUGAGUCAGUCCAACCAGUUGCUGCUCACUCGCUUGGAGGACGUGCAGAGUAAGCUGUCCAAGCUAAAUCAUGAGCACAGGGACCUGAAGGAGAAACUCAAGGAGGAGAGGAAACAAAUAGAGGAGCUGUGGAAGGCAAAAACUGAGCUGGAGGAUGAGAGGAGGCUGCAGGACAGGACUGUGGAGCAACUGCAGAGGAAGAUGAAUAUCAUUAUGGAGGAGUGCGAGGCGUCUACAGAUGUACUUCAGGACCAGGUUGAUGAGGCCAGAGAGAAGAGUCAGAGGGAGCUGGACGAGCUGCGGAGACAGCUGCAGGAAAAGGGAGCAGAUCUGGAGAAAUCCCGUCAGGCAGCCAAAAAACUUCAGGAAGAGCUGCUUCCUCUGGAGGAGGAAUUGCGGCGCUGUCGCAGGGAGCAGCAGGAGGCCCAGCUGAGGGGCCGGCAGCUGGAGCAGAGGGCGGAGGAGCUGGAGGAGAGGAACGCAGCCACGGUGGAAGAGAGAGAGCGCCAGGUCAAACUCAUGGAGGGACGCAUCAGUCAACUAGAGGAGGAUCUCAAUGAUGAGCGCACCAGUGCUGACCGCCUGAUGGAACGAUUAGACAAAACCAAAGAGCAGAGUGAUCAGAUGAGGAGUGAGCUGAUGCAGGAGAGAGCAGUCAGGCAGGACCUGGAGUGUGACAAGACGAGCCUGGAGAGACAGAAUAAAGACCUGAGGAGCAGAGUGACUCAUCUGGAAGGAUCGCAGAGGACCAACCAGGAUUCACUCGUCUCCAAACUUAACAGCCGCAUCCAGGAACUUGAGGAAAGGUUGCAAGGAGAAGAGAGAGACAACAACAGCCUGCAACAAGCCAACCGCAAGCUGGAGCGCAAGGUGAAGGAGAUGAAGAUGCAGACGGACGAGGAACACGUCAACCUGCAGAGCCAGAGAGACCAGCUGACUCAGAGACUGAAGACCGCGAAGAGGCAGAUGGACGAGGCGGAGGAGGAGAUCGAGCGUCUGGAACACGGCAAAAAGAAGCUGCAGAGGGAAGUGGAUGAGCAGAUCGAGGCCAACGAGCAGCUUCAUGGCCAACUGAGUUCACUGCGGAACGAGAUGAGGCGUAAGAGGAAAUCACCUCCUCUCAGUAAGACGGACGACGGGAACGACGUGGAUGACUUUGGAUCUGAUUGACCGCCGAGUGAUGAAAACAAAAUGCUGUCAUUUCUGGACUAUAUUGAGAAAUGUUGGACUUACUGAGAAGAAUCCUUGAUAUCAUAAUUCAACAUAACCCCUUUAACAAACUCAGGUGUGAUUUCAUGAUGUUUUUUCAGUUGCCAAGUCUGACCCCUUGUGGCAACAUGCAGUACUACAAUACCUUACAAACGUGUUUUACAAUGCAGCAGAUAAACUGAUUGAUUUACCUGUACUCAUAUUCAUUAAUGUGUUAAUAAGUUAUUCCUUUCCAGUGUGUGUUUAUUUGCAACUGUAAAUCUCAAACUAAUGAAUAAAUAAAAUGAUGUUAAUACUAUGUUGAAACU